Mugil cephalus (flathead mullet) is the source of this 2730-nucleotide messenger RNA. It is a transcript of the gene atp6v0b, whose product is annotated as ATPase H+ transporting V0 subunit b. Lineage: Eukaryota; Metazoa; Chordata; Actinopteri; Mugiliformes; Mugilidae. The record is from RefSeq and is a predicted model, not a curated record. Gene Ontology annotation, cellular component: proton-transporting V-type ATPase, V0 domain. Gene Ontology annotation, biological process: proton transmembrane transport. The transcript is spliced from 9 exons. Gene Ontology annotation, molecular function: proton-transporting ATPase activity, rotational mechanism. The coding region runs from base 159 to 794 and encodes 211 amino acids.
CAGGAUUGUGACACCAAGAGGAUGUAAAAUGAUUUAGUCGAACGCGGCCCCUCAGUCCUCGGUCACAUGCUUGUCAACCAAGGAUCAGCUGACAUCUCCCAGCUUCUCCUUUUGAUGCUCUUCCUCCUCCGCCGUCUGCAGGUUGCAUUGCAGGGUCGAUGCUGCUAGAGUGGAUGAUGAACGGACACGCCAUUCUUUACACGGGGGUCACUUUGGCCUUCUGGACUACCAUACUAAUCGUCGGAAUCUGUUACACCAUCUUUGACCUCGGAUUCCGCUUUGAUGUGGCAUGGUUCCUGACGGAGACUUCUCCUUUCAUGUGGGCCAGUCUGGGCAUCGGCUUGGCCAUCUCUCUGUCUGUGGUGGGAGCUGCCUGGGGGAUCUACAUCACUGGCUCAAGCAUCAUCGGUGGUGGUGUCAAGGCUCCACGUAUCAAGACCAAAAACUUAGUCAGCAUCAUCUUCUGUGAAGCCGUGGCCAUUUAUGGGAUCAUCAUGGCUAUUGUCAUCAGCAACAUGGCUGAGAACUUCGGCGGAACAACUCCUGAUGCUAUCGGGGCACGAAACUACCAAGCUGGUUACUCCAUGUUUGGAGCCGGGCUGACUGUGGGCUUUUCCAACCUUUUCUGCGGCAUCUGCGUCGGCAUCGUUGGCAGCGGAGCGGCGCUGGCGGACGCCCAGAACGCCAGCCUCUUUGUGAAGAUCCUCAUUGUGGAAAUCUUUGGAAGUGCGAUCGGCCUGUUCGGAGUCAUUGUUGCCAUUCUGCAGACGUCGAAAGUAAAGAUGGGUGACUAGACGAUGAGUUCACACGCCGAGAGGAUAACAACACUGCUGGAAAAAAUAGGAUGAAUUAUUGUGUAAAUACAUCGUAAAUUAUUUAAAUGUCUAUUUGCCUGGUGUUGUUUUUAACCAUCAUUCAUGCAAGAGUGAUACGUGCUACUGUCGUCAGGGAAACAUGAAUUUUUGAAUAAGAAAACUGGAAGGGAUACGAGGGAGUGCGUUUUCCUUCAACCUGCCUUUGUUCGUCAGCAGAUAUAAAUAAGUUCACCCUUCAGCGGUUCGUCUCGUUGAGCGUCGUAAGCAGAAAUGCAAAUUGUGUGACAGAUUUUAGGCGAAGAAUCAGUCCGUCUCUAGUCUGGAUAGAUUUAAGAUGAUGAUGUGGUUUUCUUCAUUUUUUUUUUUUUAAUUUCUCCAGCCACUCUUGUUGAAUUGUAGUUAAAAAUGACUCCAGAGUAUUUGAAUAUAUUUGUGCGUGCGUGUGUGUGUAUGCUGGACAUGUGAUCUUUAUUUUCCUGUAAAGCAUGAGGGUGUUUAUCAUUGUGUCUGUAGCCUGGUCUGUCAGAUUUUUUUUUUUUUGUUUGUUUGUUUUUUGUAUUUGUUCUUUGCUAAUAAGAAAGUGGCUCUUAAUCCACCCAGUGGCCCCACGUACAGUAUUUAUCUGGCCUCCGGUCGUCAUAGUGAUGGAUAACUUCUGGAGCUUUGAGUCGGAGUGAGGAGGUCACGGGACAUUUGGCUUUUUAAGAGGCCAAAUGGAGUGCGAUCACAGCAGCAGAUCUGCUCUAAAUGUGUCAUCCUGUCAUUCAUUCCUUGACUUCUUUAAAAAAAAAAAAAAAAAUCUCACCAUGAUGUCUAAAUUUGAGCCUCGCCAACAGAUCUGCCAGCCGGAGCUCCAAGGUUGAGUCUGCUUUUUAUCCAAGUUCUGAUCCCUGAUCCCGCAGUUUGUGUCGAGUAUAAACCGAACACUUGCUAUGAUUGUACAGUGUUAGCUCUCGGGAAGCCAGAAGAAAACUUUUAAAAGACCAGUUGUGCAUUUCAGUGUGCAUAGAAAUCACUAGCAGGUUUACAAAGAAACAAAGAGGACCUCUCCAUGAAGCUGGCUUUUUAGGAAACUGAAAAUCCUCAGUCACCCCUGAGCAUUACAUCCUCACUGUUUCUGUAGCAUUGGCUUCAUUCAACGAGAGAUUACAUAAUCAACUCAAUGCCUACAGAUUGUUUUUUUAAAUAGCCUUUUUUUUUCUCUGCAGAAAUCAAAUUCUACAGGUUUUCAUAUGUCUUUAUCUUAUUCAAUUGUCCUGUUUUGAAUGUUAACAUUUGACUAUUGUUAAAAUGUCAAUGUGUCUUUGUUUUCAAAAUUAGUUUCAACAUUCCUUAAACUUUCCUUCAUGUGUGUAAAAUUAAAUCCUUCGACAGCGCUCGACUCCUGUCGCACCCCAACAAAAUCGUCUAAGCUUCAUAAACUUUCGAACACGUAGGUUAAUAAUACGAUAAAAGUGAAGGUGGGUGCAGAGAGGGAAAUGCUUUAAGGCUGCAUCAUUAAGUCAAAUGUUUGACACGUUUGUUCACGCUCUACGUUCUUGGUGCACCGUUCCACAGAGGUGACAGACCACAGCUAAUUGUGAAGCAUCUCAUCUUUUCUUGUGAUUUUUCGCUCCUCUUCUUGAAGGAAACAUUGAAUCUGUCAAGGGGAGAAGAAGUCUUCUGUAAGUGUAAACCUGGCCUCAUACAUUAUGAAAUCCAGAUACAACUGUGAGAUGCCUUUAGUAAACCAGACUGUACCGAGCCCCAGGCUUUCAGUGACCGUAGAUGAUACUAGUGUGUACGUUACGUUGGCGUGAUGGUGAUUGACGAAUAAAAGUCAUUGUUUUGACAUUGUGUACAGUAAUAACAAAAUCAAAUUCCCUUUCUGGCUUCAUAAAUGUCCUUGAGAAAAUAAAGUGGUUCCAUUAAUGUC